AUGGCUUCUAACCCGGGCCUCGUCAACCCUAUCCUCCACCCCUUCAUCUUUCUCUUCCAGGUCUUUCAAUGGCUCACCGACAAACUCCUCUCGCCCAAAGCGCCCAGCGAAAACGCAAAUCUGGGUCACAAUAGGCCUAAGAUUGCAGUUAUUGGAGCUGGUAUCACGGGUGUUACUUCUGCAGCGCAUUGUAUCGGUCAUGGCUUCGAUGUUGUGAUCUUCGAAGCUGGGUCAAAGGAUAAUGUUGGCGGUAUCUGGAGUCGCGUCAAUGAAACUUCUGGUCUUCAAAUCCAUUCACUAAUGUAUCGUUUUCAUCCUUCUGUUCAAUGGGACAGAGGAUAUCCUGAUCGUCAGCAAAUUGUCAGUCAGGUCAGGCAACUCUGGGAACGCUACGGCCUCAAAGAAAGAACGCGCUUCAACACCAAAAUUGAGAAAGUCUACCAGGAUGAGCAGGGCAGAUGGAUUGUGAAUAAUCCUGCUUUGGGUCGUUUUGGUGGUGUUAUUGCUGCGGUCGGAACUUGUGGUGCGCCCAAGAUGCCAAAGAUUCCUGGCAUGGAUAACUUUAAGGGUCCGAUUUAUCACUCUAGUGAUUUGACUGGAAAGGAUGUCAAGGGUAAGAAAAUGGCUAUUAUUGGCGGCGGUGCCUCUGCAGUUGAAUCACUCGAAUUCGCUUUUGGAGAAGAUGCCGCCAAAGUGAGUAUUCUCUCCCGCUCAGACAAGUGGAUUAUUCCUCGCAAUGUGUUCGUCGACGCUCUUCUCAGCUUCAACAUUUUCGGCCACGAGACUAUUCUUUCUUUCAUCCCCGAGUUUUUUCUCCGCAAGUUCUUCUACAGAGAUCUCGAGAAUAUCGCCCCAGAUAAGAGCCAAGGCUUGUUCAUGGAGACUCCAAUGGUGAAUUCGGAAGUUAUGGAUAAGCUACGAGAGGGUAAGGCAGAAUGGGUCCGCUGCGAUAUCGAUGAGUUCGUCGAUAACGGUGUUCGUGUUAAUCGACGUGCGAAGGGUGUACCGCAGGGUGGACCAGGUCACGAGGAAGUCAUCGACGCAGACAUCGUCGUGAUGGCAACAGGUUUUAAACGACCUUCCCUCUCCUUCCUUCCAAACGAUUGCUUCAAAGAACCUUACUCAGCACCAAACUGGUAUCUCCAGACCUUCCCACCAGCACACCCCUCCGUGUCAGCCAUAAACUGCACAUACGUCAAUGCCAUCGGCACAGUAGGAAACUGGCACAUCGGCAUCUACACACGAAUUCUUCUCAUGUUUCUCAUGGAUCCUUUCUCCAGGCCUAGUCCGUUCUGGAUGCAGCGCUGGAUCGACAUGACCAAGACUCUCAAACUAAGCAGUCCAACUGGUGCUUUUGACUUUUUUACGUACCUGGAGCUUGUUUGGUGGUUUUUCUUUUGUGUGGUUAUCAACCCUUUUCGAUGGAAGUGGGCUAUCUUUGUGUUUUUUGGUGUUGGGUUUGGAUUGCCCAAGGCUGUUGUGAGUCAGGAGGGGAGAAUUACUAAUGGGAAUGGAUAUCAUGCCAGAGAUGAAGGACGAAGUCUGUAA
Molecule: messenger RNA, 1548 nt
Organism: Fusarium coffeatum
Lineage: Eukaryota; Fungi; Ascomycota; Sordariomycetes; Hypocreales; Nectriaceae
Exons: 3
Coding region: 1-1548 (515 amino acids)
Molecular function (GO): flavin adenine dinucleotide binding; N,N-dimethylaniline monooxygenase activity; NADP binding
Source: RefSeq, a predicted model, not a curated record